Molecule: messenger RNA, 1278 nt
Organism: Parnassius apollo (apollo)
Lineage: Eukaryota; Metazoa; Arthropoda; Insecta; Lepidoptera; Papilionidae
Source: the annotation of a GenBank genome assembly
AUGAAACUUAAAUAUACACAAGGAUAUCGCGGUGAAUGGGAGCAAGAUCCCUCAUUUAAAAGUUGGUUAUGUAAAUCUAAGGUAAACACUACGAGUGCUCAUUGUAAAGCAUGCAACUGUGAAGUACUAAGUAGAGUGGCGUCUUUGAAAGAACACAUGGCCACAUCAAAGCAUAUAAAAAAUAUGAAAGGAUAUUCCGGCAUUUCUCAGAUUGAUACGAUUUUCAAAACAUCAACCAUUUCGGAAGAAGUAAAAAAAGCAGAAAUCAGCAUUGUAGCUGCCUUAGUUGAACAUAAUAUUGCUUUUCGCGUAAUGGAUCAUGUAAGCGAAGUUAUUUCAAGGGCAUUUCACGACUCCAAAAUCGCAAAACGUUUUUCCUGUAGAAGAACUAAAUCUGCCGCAAUUGCCUACAACGUCUUAGGCAAUAACUUCGAGGAAAAAAUGCUUGCAGAAUUACGUCCAAGACCAGAAAAUGAAACUGAGAGAAGCCCAGUAUUUUCGCUCAUUAUCGACGAGAGCACAGAUGUCAGUACUACCAAGUCAAUAGAUCCAAGUUCAAGAAUGCAUUUCCUUCCUAUACAAAACAUGUACCUGGGCACAAACGUAGCAAUGACAUUGGAAUCAUUAAAAGAUGAUGUCCGAAUGAGAUCUAAAAUUGAGGAAUUCCUUAACAGAUGUCAGUCAUUUUUGAUCGAGCUGAGUAACCAAUUUCUGCAAAGACUGCCUGUACAAGAUAAUUUUUUGCAGGAUUUGUCAUUCAUCGAUCCCCAAAAAGCGGUGUAUGGUGAAUUUCGAACUCUGAUAGGAAUACUCAAAAGGUUUCCUAACAUAGUUGCAACCGACAACAUGCAAAUUGUUGACAAUGAAUACAGGGAAUUAAAAUUAGAUGUUUCCGUGUCUAAUUUAUUGUCAACUUCUAGUUCGACAUCUGAAACUUUUAUGGUGGAUAAAUUUUGGAGCGAAGUCAGCCAAAUCUGUGAUGCGAAUAGCAAACCAAAGUAUGGCAAUUUGUCCCGAUUUGUGAAGCAAAUGACGAUGCUACCUUUGUCAAACGCCAAAGUAGAAAGAAUAUUUUCCGACAUUAAUAGGAUUAAAAAUCAAGAUCGAAAUCGAUUUAAUAAUAAGAAUGUUGCAGCAAUAAUGCAUGGAAAAGAGGGGCUACGACAGUUGGAAGGAGGAUGUAGCAGAUUUAAUCCUGACAGAAGUAUGAUCAAGUUAAUGGACUCAAAACAGCUUUAUGACAAUGUAACCCAACAAAAAAAUGAUGAAGAAUCUUAA